GACGAGUCGAAGGACGUGCUCAUCGACUUCUACGCGCCGUGGUGCGGGCACUGCCGCAAGUUCGAGCCGCACUACAAGGAGCUCGCGAGGAAGCUCAAGCACGUCCGCUCCCUCAGGAUCACGAAGGUGGACGCCACCAGGAAUGAGCUCGAGGGCAUGUCGAUCAUGGGCUUCCCCACCAUUGUCCUCUUCCCCGCUGGGGCGUCCCCGAAGCAGCAGGUGUAUUAUCAGGGCAGCCGCCAGCCAGACGACAUGGUCAGGUGGCUCAAGGACCACUGCUCCGUCAAGUUCGACGACAGGCCGCCGCCAGAGGAGAAGGCGGAGGACCCCGUGGAGAGCGGUCUCCUGGACCCCUCCGAAGAG
Prorocentrum cordatum is the source of this 363-nucleotide messenger RNA. The record is from the annotation of a GenBank genome assembly. NCBI's taxonomy places the organism in Eukaryota, Dinophyceae, Prorocentrales, Prorocentraceae.